CGGGCCGUCCUUGCUUGUGGCCGUACAACAAGAUGGCGGCCACCUCUUGCCGACCUCUGCACGAAGCCAGGAGGAGGCGCUGCGGCCGUAAAGCAGCACCGCUUUUUCCCGAUACCCAGCUGUCGCAAACCGGAAGCGCUGCCCGCCGGCGAGGGAAGGGGAAGAUGGAUCCCAACAGGAUCAUCCAGGCUCUGAAGGGCACCAUCGACCCCAAGCUGCGUAUCGCCGCCGAGAACGAGCUCAAUCAGUCCUAUAAGAUCAUCAAUUUUGCUCCAAGUCUACUGCAAAUCAUAGUGUCAGAUCAAGUUGAAUUUCCAGUGCGUCAAGCAGCUGCCAUUUACCUGAAGAACAUGGUGACACAGUACUGGCCGGACCGUGAACCACCUCCUGGAGAAGCUGUAUUUCCAUUCAACAUUCAUGAAAAUGAUCGUCAGCAGAUUCGUGAUAACAUUGUAGAAGGAAUAAUUCGUUCUCCUGACUUAGUGAGGGCACAGCUGACAAUGUGCCUCCGUGCUAUCAUCAAACAUGACUUUCCCGGCCAUUGGACGGCUGUGGUGGACAAGAUCGGCUACUACUUGCAGUCUCAGAACAGUGGGAGUUGGCUUGGGAGCCUCCUGUGCCUGUAUCAGCUGGUGAAGACUUACGAAUACAAAAAAGCAGAGGAGCGAGAUCCUCUCAUAGCAGCAAUGCAGAUAUUUUUGCCUCGGAUUCAGCAGCAGAUGAUCCAGCUUCUGCCUGAUAACUCCCAUUACUCUGUAUUGCUUCAGAAACAAAUCUUAAAAAUCUUCUAUGCUCUUGUUCAGUAUGCAUUACCACUCCAGUUGGUCAAUAACCAGACUAUGACUCAGUGGAUGGAGAUCUUCCGUACUAUAAUUGACAGAAAUGUACCUCCGGAGACUUUGCAAAUUGAUGAAGAUGAUAGACCGGAACUGGUGUGGUGGAAAUGCAAGAAGUGGGCAUUGCAUAUUGUAGCUCGUCUUUUUGAACGAUAUGGAAGUCCUGGAAAUGUAACUAAAGAAUACUUUGAAUUCUCAGAGUUUUUCUUAAAAACAUAUGCUGUGGGCAUACAACAGGUUCUCUUAAGAAUCUUAGACCAAUACAGGCAAAAGGAGUAUAUUGCACCGCGUGUUCUUCAGCAAGCAUUAAAUUAUCUGAACCAAGGGGUUAUUCACUCUGUAACAUGGAAGCAAAUGAAGCCACACAUACAGAGUAUAACAGAAGAAGUGAUAUUCUCUCUAAUGUGCUACAAAGAUGAGGAUGAAGAGCUCUGGCAGGAGGAUCCAUAUGAAUAUAUCCGCAUGAAAUUUGAUGUAUUUGAGGACUAUGCAUCCACUACAACAGCAGCGCAGAAUCUCCUUUAUACUGCUGCGAAGAAGAGGAAAGAGGUAUUACCAAAAAUGAUGGCAUAUUGCUACCAGAUUCUGACAGAACCAACCAUUGAUCCCAGAAAAAAGGAUGGGGCUUUGCAUGUCAUAGGAUCCUUAGCAGAUAUUUUACUGAAGAAGAGUGUCUUCAAGGAUCAAAUGGAGCUGAUGUUACAGAAUCAUGUGUUUCCGUUGUUCAUGUCUAACUUGGGGUACCUCAGAGCUAGAUCCUGUUGGGUACUUCAUUCAUUCAGUGCUUUGAAAUUUCACAAUGAGCUAAACUUGAGGAAUGCAGUAGAGUUGGCAAAGAAGAGCCUGAUUGAUGAUAAGGAAAUGCCUGUCAAAGUAGAAGCGGCCAUCGCUCUUCAGACGUUAAUAAGCAACCAAGAGCAAGCCAAGGAAUAUGUGAAGCCUUAUGUAAGGCCAGUUAUGCAAGAGCUCUUGCACAUUGUUAGAGAGACGGAAAACGAUGAUCUUACUAAUGUCAUCCAGAAGAUGAUCUGUGAGUACAGUCAGGAAGUCGCUACCAUCGCCGUCGACAUGACUCAGCACCUGGCUGAAAUAUUUGGUAAAGUUCUUCAGAGUGAGGAAUAUGAGGAAGUAGAGGACAAAACAGUUAUGGCCAUGGGCAUCUUGCACACAAUUGACACUAUCCUGACAGUUGUGGAAGAUCACAAGGAGAUAACUCAACAGCUUGAGAGCAUUUGUUUACAGAUCAUUGGCCUCGUUUUGCAGAAACAUGUUAUAGAGUUUUAUGAAGAAAUUCUCUCCUUGGCCUACAGCUUGACAUGCCAGAUGAUUUCACCUCAAAUGUGGCAGCUUUUAGGUGUUCUGUAUGAGGUUUUCCAGCAGGAUUGCUUUGAGUACUUUGCAGAUAUGAUGCCCCUGUUGCAUAAUUAUGUGACCAUUGACACUGAUACUUUACUUUCUAACCCAAAGCAUUUAGAAAUCAUUUAUGCUAUGUGUAAAAAGGUAUUAACAGGAGAUGCAGGAGAAGAUGCAGAGUGCCAUGCAGCCAAACUCCUAGAAGUAAUUGUUCUUCAAUGCAAAGGACGGGGUAUUGACCAGUGUAUUCCACUCUUUGUGGAGGCUGUUCUGGAGCGGUUAACUAGAGGAGUUAAAACAAGCGAGCUUCGUACCAUGUGUCUUCAGGUUGCCAUAGCUGCGCUCUACUACAAUCCUGACCUACUUCUGCACACCUUGGAGAACAUCAGAUUUCCACACAAUCCUGAGCCCAUCACUGCACAGUUCAUAAACCAGUGGAUGAAUGACACAGACUGUUUUCUUGGACUCCAUGACAGAAAGAUGUGUAUAAUAGGACUGAGCAUCCUAAUGGAAUUACAGAACCGACCACCUGCAGUGGAUGCUGUGGCUGCCCAGAUUGUCCCUUCAAUCCUCCUGCUCUUCCUGGGCUUAAAACAAGUUUGCGCCUCACGAGAACUCACAGAACAUGAGGAUCAUGCUAAAGAUGAAAAACACGUUGCAGAAGAUAAUGAGGAGAUACCGAGUGAUGAGGAGGAGACAAACGAAGUGAGCCAGGCAAUGCAAGAGAACCAUGGUGGAGGAGGAGGUGGAGAGGAGGAGGAUGAAGAUGAUGACGAUGAUGACUGGGAUGAAGAUGCCUUGGAGGAGACUGCUCUUGAAGGGUUCAGCACACCUCUUGACCUUGAAAAUGGUGUUGAUGAAUACCAGUUUUUUACUCAAGCACUUUUAGCGGUGCAGAGCCGAGAUGCAGCCUGGUACCACUCGCUGACAGCACCACUGAGUGAGGAUCAGAAGAAACAGCUGCAGGAAAUAUAUACAUUAGCAGAACACCGGCGAAAUGCUGCAGAGACUAAGACAAUAGAACAACAAAGUGGCUACGCGUUUGACAACAAAGGACUGAUCACAGCAUUUAACUUUGCUGGAAGUACUCCUGGUGGCAACUGAAGGAUCAGCUACAAAGGUCAAUGGGAAGGGUCUCAUCACUACAUUUUCUUGAAAUCAUCGCGAGUUCUGAGUGAUAGGGGAGGGUAAUUUAAUGCUGCUGAAGGUUUCCUGGAAAAAUAGCAGUGUGCUUCCCCCACCAGAAUGCUCUUUCUAACCAGCUACUGUAAUGUACAAAUUCUUGUGGUGUGUCUAUAAUUUGGUGGACUGAAAGGAAACAUUUGUCCUCAAGGAACCUGAACGACUGGGAGGGGCCAGGCUGCAUCUAAUUGAGUUGCACUUCUCAGGUUUUUGCUGUGCAGAAUUGAUAGAUUCAUAUGGAUAACAGUGCCUUCUGUUGUACAUGAAUUGCCUGAAGAAAUGGAUUUUGGAGUGCAUUAUAAUUUUUUUAAGUGUAAGGACAUUUCUUGAUACACUGUAAGCCUCGGUUCCAUGUUUUCCAGUCACUUGCUUUUUACUGCUCGGUUUGAUUGUUCGUUGGUUGAGUACACAUUGCUGGAUUCAGAAUAUUAUCUCAUCUUCCCUACUUGGUGCAGACCAAACGUGUAGAGGGAGGUGUCUGUUGGAGUUGCAAAGCAUACACUGGUAACGGCAAAGGGUCUCAACAAUACUGCAGAUUUUCCCUUGAUGCAGUAGUCUUAAAUUAUUUCUCUUAGCAAUGAAAUCGACUCACUUGAGUUAGGAUGGCACACAUGGCAGGUGGCUCCCCUAAAUCUGUAUUGAUGUUACCUCCUGCCUGGAUAAGUGGUGUGGCCCUCGCAUGUAGAUGUUCUACAUGACAAUUUUUAAUUUCCACUGUUUUUGCUGAAUAUUGAAUUUUACUUGGGAUUCUAGAAACCUCUUUUCUGUUUUUAUUCAUUCAUUACCAUUCCAGUGGUAGUACUGAAUAAUGUGGUACAAAAUAUUUACAGUAUUUUAUUUACCUUGAUAGAAGUAAAACAGCUUCUAACUUAUUUCUUCUUACUCUUACACUUCUGUGGUUGAGUUUCUGGUCUGCAUUCCAUUUGGCUGUUCUUGUGUCAUGCUGAGAUUUCAUUAUCUGCCAGAUUUUUCCUAAAUUUCAAAGACUGGUUUCUUAUAAAUUGGAACACAUACAAUAAGGUGUUUGUGAAUAUGGUCAUUUAGUGAGAACCUGAUAGCAGCACUAAUUUGGAUAGGUACCCCUCCUUUAGAUCUAUUGGGAUCGCAGUGGUUUAGUCAAAAUAAGUAGGGGUGCUUUAGAGUGUGAAGUUUGGAUUAGAGAUAAGAUGUUGAGACCAGAUUUUGUCUCUAGGUGUUAAUUUCUUUGUGACUUAAAAAUAGUUACCAAGCAAUUUUAAGGGCAUACUGACAAUGUAUGUCUUUAGAGCAGUGCCCCAGCUGAAAAGUCAAAGUCUUUCCCAUACCCCAUUAAAUUUUCAAUGACUGACAUGAAGUACAGAUUGCUGGCCCUGCACUGUGCUGAUACUUUUUUUUUUAAAUAUGUCAGUGUGAUUAGAAUUCAGUCUGAUAAAUCUGAAGCUCUCUGCACCUUGGCUUCUGGAAAAGGCCAAAGCAUCUUUGCCCGUUCCUUGUUCCAUCCCCUGGAAUUUUCUCAGCCUGGCAGCUGUGGGGCAGAAGGUUCUCCACUGCUUUUCUUUUACCUGCACCUUUGUGUCAGACUCUCUCUGUUGCUGCUUUUUUGUGUUUGUUUUUCUUCCCUUCUGCUGCAAAGUAAAGUUGGCCUGGAUUGUGUAGGUUUUUCACUGCUGGUACUCACUUAAUAGCAACCAUGAAAAUUUCUCACUUUUAGGUCUUUUGUUUGUGUAGAAAACUAUGAGCAUUCCAGGGUCUGCAUUUCCAAAAGUGAACAAUACGUUGAGCUGCCUUGGACAGGCUCUGUAAGCUCAAGCAGCAGAGGGCCGGGACAUCCUUUAUAUUGAAUGCCAGGCCAUGAAAAUCGUAGGUCGCUUUUGCUAAUUUAGGCCUGGGGUUGUAUUGACUGAGAAGGCAGGAAAGUAGUACAUCCAGUUUGUUGGUGAGUUUCUCAGAAACCAUAGAAGUUUUGAAAUUGUUCACAGAUCUAAUAAAUGUUUUUCUAGAAGUUAAGGAUAUGGCCAACUUCUCUCUUACCUGAUAAUUGAAGUAUUAGGCAGGUAAACUGUUUAAGCCUGCUAUUAUUUUAUUUUAAAAAUAUAUAUUGUGGAUGGGUUUCUUUCACAGCCCAUUUUCGCUCUCUACACUCAUGCAGAGUGGAAGAGGGGCUUAUUUGUGUUUUGUGCUAAUGAGGUUGUUCACACAGUCACAAGCUAAUAUUCAGGAGUUGAUGCGUUCAAGGAGAACUCUGCUUUUGCAUAGGAUCAUCUUUGUGUCACUCAGCUGAACUAUGGCUGCUCCCUAGUUCUGCUUCUUGUAUACUUCUCAGAUCAACUGCCAAGAAAAUUUCAUCCAGAUGUUUCUUACAAGGGGUUUAAUAAGCAGCAUGGAGUUGGGAAUCUUUGUUGUCUGUUUUGCAGCAGGGGUCAGAGAUGUCUGAGGGGAUGGCAUGGAAAAAGGUUAAAUGCCCUUCCCUUCCCAGGAGAUUCAUGAGCAAAUGUUUCUACUGGCAAAAGCCAAUGUUAAUUAUUUUAUUCCUUUUUUUGAAAAGGGAUCUCAUCCAAAAAGAUUUAUUGGGCUCUAGCCUCCACUUUAACAUAUGGUUCUCUUUUAACAUGAUAAAUAUCCGUUUGUACAUGAUCAUAAAUAGGUAAUGGAUUUUAGGGAUUUCUUUAUGAGUUGUGUCCAGCUUUGUACUACAUUAAAGGGAGAGUAACACAAAUGUGCAUUACUGUCUCACUUUGAAGCCAAGGUAAUCAUGGAAUAUCAGAUAACAGCACUGGCCAACCAAGCAUGAUGUAUUUGCUGUUGGAAGUACAGAGAAUCGUGAAUGUGUUGUAAAAUAAAACAGAGGCUGAUAACCGAUGACCUAUGUUGCCCCAUGCCCGUGUUCCCAAAGUGUGAAGGUGACUUGUAUGGGCACCGUGGGGGCUUUACAUAGGAAAUUAGGAUUACAUAUUAUAAUCAUAGCAAACGUUCUAUGAUAAGCUGCCUUUUUCAGCUAAAAUUAACUGGUCUUUGGUAUUGAAUUGCAUAUGCUGUUUUGUCACUCUUAAAAGGAAAACAAGAAUCACCACAUGUUUUGGCUGCUUCUUUUUGCUCUCUGUCUUUCAAAGUUAAAGUACUUGGUUUGCUUUCAUCACAAAGCAAAAUCUUUAAUCAAAAUGUUGAGCUUCAGAAAGUGCAGAAUAUCAAGCUAAAGAAAAAGCUAAAAAAAAAAAACCCAACAACCCCCCCUACCCCAAACCCACAUGUGCACACGGAUUGAAAUAAAUUUGCUUUGGGAGUGUAAGUAAAAACAUGGAAAGAAUGUUACACAUAAUGAUAUUGCAAGAUUCUGUGCUUUUGGGAGAAAGGCUGCCUGCGGGGUGUCAGGGAGACAUAAAAGGGGCUGCUGUAGGACAUGCCCUUUUCUUGUGAAGCCCAGGCAGUUUGUGGCUCUGGAUUCCAUCAGACAUUGUAGUGGAGAGAAGGUUGGGCAGUAGAGGAUUUUUUUUUUUUUUUGGACUAUAAAGCAAGAGUCUGUCUUGAGACUUUCAUGAGCCAAGGGAACUGAAGACAUGAACUAUUGACUGUCUUUUGUUUCCAGAAUACUUUUCAGCCUUUUUUGAUUCCCUCCUUUCCAUCCCUUUGCCAACUACUAAGCUAAAAGGUGUGUCAAGGGGUACUCAAAAUAUCUGAAAAGGUAAAGCUUAAACAAAAUUCUUUAAAAUCCUGUUGUUCUUGAAACAGUGCAGCCUAUCCAUUGCAUUUUUAUCAAUAGAACAACAUCUUUAGUUUGACUUAUGCAGAUGAUACAGACCUGCAAAAACACCACCUGUGUGCCUGUGGUUUGAGAGGAGCCAGUGAUUUACUCCUUAACGUGGGUACUUUGAAAUCCCCACACCUUGUACUGAAAUCUGCUUAAAGGACAGGCAAAAAUGCACUAUGUAAUGGAGUACCCACUCCCAGUUCUGAAAUACACCCUGGUCAGUCUUCUGAUAGUGUUUGACAGUUUGGUGGUCAGACCCUCAAGGAUCUCCGCCUCUGAUUGAGGACAUUCAAGUCGAAGAGACUCUGUGUCUUUGCAGGUGGACACAGAAUCAUGUUUCCCUCAUCGUGGCAGGAAUGGCUCAUGCGUACAGGUAUACCUGAUACAGCAGGUAUAGCUAAUGACUUCUUGUCGUUAUGACUGAAAAUAGCACUCUUUCCUCUUGGAUGUCAAAUCUUACCCCAAACAGAUGGGGUACAGUAGAGAUGGAUCUUCCCAAUGUGUUAAAGGAAGCCAGACGUUAUUCUAGAUAUCAGAAAAUUGUAGCAUAAAGCCAUAUCGUAAAGAGGAUAUACAAACAGGCCAAGCCGCUUGCUUUUGACACCUCUUCCACUACUAUUACAGCCAAACAAAACCAGUGUGAACCAAAAGAGAACUAGAGCAGUGCUUGUGCACUAGAUGGGUAGAAACUUCCUUGGCCUGUGUAUCUGAUCCCAAUACUCACUGCAAAUGCACUUGGAUACCUUUAAAAUAGGAUAUACAACAUCUGAAUGGAUAUCAGUACCCUGAAUCUGAUGGUAGUUAAUGAGAGAUAAAGACAUAGUAUGAUUUUCUCUGGCAGAGAGCAGAUGCAAAACUCUGGCAACCUCUUGCCCUGUCUGAUGUGUAGUCACCAACGUGAGGCACGAGGUGGGAUAACAGCCUUUCCUAAAGAGUGUCAUCAUACCCCCUACCAAAGUGCUGCCUGAAGUGCUCCAUGUCCAGGGAGCUCACUGAUGAACCUCUCCUCAACUAAAGAGUUUUGGGGAACAGCAGCUCAAAAAGAAUCUGCAGGCAUAUGUAAGUGCGACGAGUUGGGAAAGCAUCCAUGUAAAUUGAUGUGGUAUGUUUGAUAUGAUCUCAGAUCUGCAGCUUUCCUGAUUUUUGCCUGGAUCUUGUAGAGGAUUGUCCAAGAACUUCGUCCCGUUCCUUCCUCCAGGAAAAGAAUGAGCCUGACUUCUUGAGCAACCCCAGAUUUGGUGCAGUGCUUUGAACUUGGGAUCAGAAGAAGAUUAUGUAUAAGCAGGUUAUUUUUAGAAAACAGAAGAACUAUGGCAAUAUGAGACAAUAAAUAUUUAUACAAAAUGCAUGAGGCAAAGAAAUGAGUAUAAGAUAAUAUAAGUGAGACUGUUCUUUGAUCACACCUGUAAUGGUUCUUUUCAUUGCCAAACAAUGUGUGAAAAUUGCUUUUGAUUGCAUGUGUUGUUAGUAGUAUGCUUGAUGUAAAUCACCUGAAAUGUUUUGGGGCUCAAAAAGAGACCAAAGAGGCCAUGCAGAUUUCUUUUGGUAUUAAAAGCAGUGCCUAGAGAGAGACCACUAUGUGCUACAUUAGCAGAUUGAAUUGCAGGAUCAUCACCUUUGUAAGAAGCCUGGAAUACUAAACUGUGGGUUGGAUUUGAGGGCAAGAAUUGACAAAUGCAAAACAUGCAUCGAUGACAAGAAGAACCUCUUCCUAGCUUAAAGAAUUCUGUGCAGUGUUCUCUUAAGCUGUGCUGAAUUUGCUUUAAAAAUAGUAAUAAAUCUUACUGCUUAGGUCGAA
Messenger RNA from Columba livia (rock pigeon), 8893 nucleotides. RefSeq names its product importin 8 (gene IPO8). Bases 33 to 3293 code for a protein of 1086 amino acids. Gene Ontology annotation, biological process: protein import into nucleus. Lineage: Eukaryota; Metazoa; Chordata; Aves; Columbiformes; Columbidae. Gene Ontology annotation, molecular function: small GTPase binding. The record is from RefSeq and is a predicted model, not a curated record. The transcript has 26 exons. Gene Ontology annotation, cellular component: nuclear envelope; cytosol.